GCGCAUGUGCAAACGCUACAUCCGGUGUGGCCGUCGGGUGUGCUAGGAGUUUGGGGAGUGCAGGCCGGGGUACCCAGCUUGUAGUCAUGUCGGCCUCUGUAGUGUCAGUCAUCUCGCGGUUCUUAGAAGAGUACUUGAGCACCACUCCUCAGCGCCUGAAGUUGCUGGACGCGUACCUCCUGUAUAUACUGCUGACCGGGGCGCUGCAGUUCGGUUAUUGUCUCCUCGUGGGGACCUUCCCCUUCAACUCUUUCCUCUCGGGCUUCAUCUCUUGUGUGGGGAGCUUCAUCCUAGCGGUUUGUCUGAGAAUACAGAUCAAUCCACAGAACAAAGCAGAUUUCCAAGGCAUCUCCCCGGAGCGAGCCUUUGCUGACUUUCUCUUUGCCAGCACCAUCCUGCACCUCGUGGUCAUGAACUUCGUUGGCUGAAUCAUUCCCAUUUGCUUAAUUGAGGAGUGGGAGACUAGAAGAAUGUAAGUUCACUUUUUGAUUUCCCCUGGAGAAGAGCUCUUGACAUGGCAGCUUGUUGGACACAUGGAUUUUCUUCAGAUUUAUACUUUCUGAUAUCUCUGAUUUGGUGUGCUUGGUGGAGAGCCAGAGACGUUCCCUUUGCUUCUGUGUCAGAACAACUUUGUAAUGAGCAUUUAUGAACAGACCUCUCCCUCCAUUAAGUGUAACCUUUUUGCCUUCUAAAUUAAACUCCAUUGCACUCCUUUCUAUG
Messenger RNA from Rhinolophus ferrumequinum (greater horseshoe bat), 720 nucleotides. It is a transcript of the gene DAD1, whose product is annotated as defender against cell death 1. NCBI's taxonomy places the organism in Eukaryota, Metazoa, Chordata, Mammalia, Chiroptera, Rhinolophidae. The record is from RefSeq and is a predicted model, not a curated record. The transcript has 3 exons. Gene Ontology annotation, biological process: protein N-linked glycosylation. The coding region runs from base 87 to 428 and encodes 113 amino acids. Gene Ontology annotation, cellular component: membrane; oligosaccharyltransferase complex.